Messenger RNA from Lycium barbarum (goji berry), 681 nucleotides. RefSeq names its product PKS-NRPS hybrid synthetase cheA-like. The record is from RefSeq and is a predicted model, not a curated record. Bases 1 to 681 code for a protein of 226 amino acids. The transcript has a single exon. Lineage: Eukaryota; Viridiplantae; Streptophyta; Magnoliopsida; Solanales; Solanaceae.
AUGAAAUUAAGAAAUCCUGGAACAGUUGCUAACAUCAAAUGGACCGCUGACAAUAAGUUUAAAUAUGCUUUUUUCGCGUAUGGAGCAUCAAUUGAGGGUUGGAAACAUUGCAGAGCAGUAAUGAUGGUGGAUGCAACCUUCUUGAAAUCAAAAUACCGCGGUGUGCUCAUGAUAGCAGUAGCAAAAGAUGGAAACAACAGCAUAUUUCCUCUCGCAUUUGGUAUUGCUGACUAUGAGAAUAAUGAAUCCUACAGGUGGUUCUUCAAACACGUGAAAAAGGUGUUUGGCACGCGCAAAGACCUAUCAAUUCUUUCCGAUCGCCACUCGUCAAUUGCAACUGCAAUCAAAGAGCUGUAUCCAGAUACCCAGCAUGGAAUAUGCAUCUACCACAUGGAGAAGAACUUGCAGAAAUAUUUCCCAUCCGAAGCGAUCCUAUCACUGUUCUACAAUGCAGCAACUACCUACAAACAGGCAGAGUUUCGUACCUAUAUGUCACAGAUACAACAAAUCGACCCAAAAGCUGCAGAAUACAUAGAAGAAGAACCACCGGAAAGAUGGGCACGUUUAUUCCACACCAACAGGCGUUACAACAUGCUCACAACAAACAAUGUCGAGACAAUGAAUUCUGUAUUGAGGAAAGCAAGGGAGUUGCCAAUAAUGACAUAUAUUGAUUACAUCUAG